AUGCAGCAGCACCUUGUCUACCCUACCCGAGCCACGGGCGAGGCAUUCCGGGACUGUAAUGUACGUGUUGGUGGCACUGUCUGCAGCUGUCCCGUACGUGUCCGCGACGCUGCCCGCGGCUGUACAGCCCGUGUCCCGUCCUUGUCCGCUUCCCCGGGGGCUCGGGUCCUUUGUACCUCCUUCAAUAAAGCGCGCUCCGGGGCUCGCCGUGUGCGCGCAUCGCCGGGGGCCUCUUGCCGCAACCCGUGCUGUGUCGCUAUUGGUUGGAAGGGUACGGCCUCCGCCAAUCACGGAGGGGGGCUCCCGGAAGUGCCCUCGCGUGUUGGGUUGAGCAUGAUGGCGGCGCCGCUGCGCGGACGACUGCGGUCGCUGGCGCUGGGAGGCUGCGCGGUGCUCCUGGGAGCGGCGCUGGCGGCGGGCGACGAGCGGCUGUACGCGGCGGUGAUGCCCGCGCUCCGGGCGCUGCCCCCUGAGGCCGCCCACGGCCUGGCUUUGCGCGCCGCCGCCCUCGGGCUGCUGCCCUCCGGCCAUCCCGACGGCCCCGCGCUGGAGGUUCGAGUCCUCGGGCAGAGAUUCCGCAACCCAUUGGGCCUGGCUGCUGGCUUCGACAAGCAGUGUGAGGCUGUGGACGGGCUGUACAAGAUGGGCUUCGGCUUUGUGGAAGUGGGGACUGUCACGCCCGAGCCCCAGGAAGGGAACCCCAAGCCCAGGGUCUUCCGGCUGGCAGAGGACGAAGCGGUUAUCAACAGGUAUGGAUUCAAUAGCCAUGGCCAUGUCGCGGUGGAGCGCAGGCUGCGAGCACGCCAGGAGACACAGAUCAGGCUCACUGCUGCUGGGAUGCCUCUUGGAGUCAACCUGGGCAAGAACAAGAGCUCUACUGAUGCUGCAGCUGACUACGUGGCUGGGGUCCGGACACUGGGCCCUUUGGCUGACUACCUUGUUGUGAACGUGUCCAGCCCGAACACCCCAGGGCUGCGGGACCUGCAGGGCAAGGCUGAGCUGCGGAACCUGCUGAGCAAGGUGCUGGUGGAGAGGGACCUGCUGCCCUGCAAGCGUAAGCCAGCCGUGCUGGUGAAGAUUGCCCCUGACCUCACUGCACAGGACAAGCAGGACAUUGCCAGUGUUGUCUGUGAGCUAGGUGUGGAUGGACUGAUAGUCAGCAACACCACCGUGAGCCGCCCCAGCAGCCUCCGGAGCAGGCAGCACAUGGAGCCGGGAGGCCUCAGUGGGAAGCCCCUGCGGGAGCUCUCCACGCAGACCAUCAGGGAGAUGUACACUCUCACUCAAGGCCGGGUGCCCAUUAUCGGCGUGGGUGGGGUGAGCAGUGGGCAGGAUGCCCUGGAGAAGAUCCGUGCUGGAGCCUCGCUUGUGCAGUUGUACACAGCACUUGUGUACCACGGGCCACCCGUGGUGGGGGCAGUGAAGCGGGAACUGGAGGAGCUGCUGAGGGAGCAGGGCUUCAGGAACGUCAUGGAGGCAGUUGGAGCAGAUCACCGCUGCUGACAUGCUGCACAGUGAAGGUCUAGCUGGGAGGAGCCAUGGCUGACCAGGGAUGGGUGUGACAAUUCCAGUGCUGGGCAGACUGGGACUGAAACAAGAUCCUGGUUCCAGCCCCUGGGAAGGGUCUGAUGGGUGGAGCAGGGGCUGCACUGGUGGGGAGCAGGGGACAGGGCCUUCAUGACAGUGCUGCUUUUCAGGACUGUGCUUUGGCUUCCCUGUGGACAGCAGAACUGAGUGUCAAUAAACAUUUGGCUCACCUGG
This is a messenger RNA of Sturnus vulgaris (Common starling), 1761 nucleotides long. It is a transcript of the gene DHODH, whose product is annotated as dihydroorotate dehydrogenase (quinone). NCBI's taxonomy places the organism in Eukaryota, Metazoa, Chordata, Aves, Passeriformes, Sturnidae. Gene Ontology annotation, biological process: pyrimidine ribonucleotide biosynthetic process; 'de novo' pyrimidine nucleobase biosynthetic process. The record is from RefSeq and is a predicted model, not a curated record. Gene Ontology annotation, cellular component: mitochondrial inner membrane; cytoplasm. Gene Ontology annotation, molecular function: dihydroorotate dehydrogenase activity.